UCUCUGUGCACCAAAGAAGUCACAAAGCGGUGUUGCCAGCUUCUCGUGUUCUGUGGCCUGUUUUGAGUAUCUGACUAUUGGGAUGUGUGGUUCUCACUGAAACGAAGAAGUGUUUACUUCAUAGAAGGCCAGCAGAAAAGAUUAAACUAAUAAGCCUGAGAUGAUAAAACUAAUUCCAAAGGGCUGGGAGAGUUGUCUAACCAUAAAACACACUGGAGCAGCGAGUCUGGUCCAGUGGUGGUGGGCAGAGUCCAGUCAGGCAGAGUGUGGCCAUAUGGCUGCUCUCUGGAGGCAGAUGGUGUCUGAUGAAAGUAACUAACACAACAGAGGGAGAUUUCCAGGAGCCUCAUACAUGUCAUGACCUCCACUGCCCCACUGAGGAGAUGCAGAGCAGCUGUGGAAAGGACACGGUGCUCCAGGAUCAACACAUCCAGAAUCCUGGGAGUCUCAGUCAGGUUCAGGAGCAACAGUGUCUUCACUCUGAUCUGGAUCAGGUUGAUGUUCAAGACAAAGAAAGUAUGUUACAGAUGAAGUAGGAAACUGCCCCUCACAGCCCCCUCAGGACCAGCUUCACUUACUAGGCCAGAGUCCAGCAGGAGACCAAAACCUUCUGUUUGUAGUCGACUGGGACCAGUUGGUUCAUAUUUCAGACUCUGCUCUGGUGUAUUAGAUGCAGUGUGGUGUGAUUUCCUCCCUCUGUCUACACCAAGCCUCACCUCAGGACCAGGAAUGAGCCAAGCAUCAGGGACACCCUGGAUCAGACCAGGACCAGGACCCGGUGCCGCUGCAGCCAGCCAGGAUGAAGGUGGGGAACCAGGUGGCAGCGUCCCAGCACCGGUGAUCACUCAGGCAGAAGAGUGUCAGUGGCAAGCACUAGGAGCACUGGUCUGGCCACCAGUGGGUCCAGUAGGACCAUUGAAGUCCCAGAGACCUGCUGACCUGGUGGUCCCUGCAGCUGUACAUGUGUUCAGGUCCCAGUCUGAGCUCCAGCAGUGACGGAGGAGAUGUGGCCUAUGCUGACCUCCUGUCUCUGGCCAGUGAGGACACCAUCUCCAGGAGGGAUGCAGAAGUAUCAGGGGACAGCAGCGGGCUAAAUGAGGGAGUGGCCGGGCACCUGAAGCUGAAAUCAGCUCAUCACAAACCAACUGAUGUGCAGCAACACAUUCUGAACUCAAGCCAUAACAGGAGGAGGGCAGUAGAAACCAGGCUGACGUUCCGCCUUUGUUUCUUUUUCCGCCUUCGCCUGACAACCUCGUGUGAUGUAAAACCUGCCAUAGACAAAGGGGCUUUUCAGGAAGACAAACAUCAGUUGUCCAGAAGCUGGAACAAACCCCUGAGAGGAUGUGAGACUUUAGUUCACCAGCACUGGAGCUAUAACCUCAUGAUCAGCAGCCCCACUUCAUCCAGCUUCCACUCACUUCCGAUCCACUCACCUCUCCUGGCUGUGAGGUCCAUCUUCGCUUUGUAUUGCACCUGCUUGGAAUCUUAUCACACCACUAAAUGGCCUUUAUCAGUUGUGAGAGAUGGACUGCCAUCAUUACCUACGGAGGAAGAGGAGGAUGAACGGUUCAGCUCCUCAGACGUGUUAACCAGCUGCCACCUAGUGUCACUUCUGGGACUUACAGAUAUACACCAACGAUCCGAUUCAGCCCACUGUGGUUCCCAACAUGAGGGUCAGGAGCAAAUUCUGGAGUCGCUCGGGAAACCCGACAGGGGUGGGAUUAGUUAUAAGGACAGAAAAGCAGAAACAAAUACUCUACCAUGCACAGUUAAGUUUCUCUUUCAGGUUUGCUUCUAGUAACCUCAUCUUCUAUAAGUCUACUAGAUAAUUUGACCUCUGGCCUCUAAAAGUAUUUAAAUAAAACUAUCUGAGAAGGAGAAACCUUCCUUUGUUGAAGUGGUCACAACAUGUAAAUGUGCACUGUUGCAGUUUAACAUGGUUUCAUUUUACGGGCUCACUGGCCAGUGAGGCUGCCUUAAAGAAAUACUGUUGUCAAGGGUAUGAAAUGAUUCAGACUGUCCUCUAACAAGGACCUUAAAACAGCAUUUAGAAAGAACAAGAAUGAUUUGAGAAGGGUGGCACAGCAACAUUUUAUAAAUGUUGAAACUAGUGAAGGAUUUGACCUCCACUCACAUUUGUUGUUAAAUGAACUGGGUUACUGAGGAAAGCCCCUGUUUUUCAUGUGAAACUCUGUGUACUGUGAUGUAAUCAACUACAGACUGUUCCAGACGAAGAGAGACACAACUAUCAACUGUAGGAUAAGCGUGCGUCUCAGUAUGAUUAGCAUCUAAGUCUUGUUAUCAUGGUGCGCCUGUUUACAGUAUAUUAUGUUGUAUGAACCUACCUCACUCAGACAACUCUGGAUGUUCAUGCUGACUUGUCUCCUUGCUGCAAGUAAACUAAUUAUUUACAAAGAUUCCAG
Messenger RNA from Monopterus albus (swamp eel), 2423 nucleotides. RefSeq lists its product as uncharacterized. The coding region runs from base 962 to 1798 and encodes 278 amino acids. The transcript has 8 exons. NCBI's taxonomy places the organism in Eukaryota, Metazoa, Chordata, Actinopteri, Synbranchiformes, Synbranchidae. The record is from RefSeq and is a predicted model, not a curated record.